Messenger RNA from Dipodomys ordii (Ord's kangaroo rat), 894 nucleotides. Its product is annotated as vomeronasal type-1 receptor 94-like. Gene Ontology annotation, cellular component: membrane. The transcript has 3 exons. Gene Ontology annotation, biological process: G protein-coupled receptor signaling pathway. The coding region runs from base 1 to 894 and encodes 297 amino acids. The record is from RefSeq and is a predicted model, not a curated record. Lineage: Eukaryota; Metazoa; Chordata; Mammalia; Rodentia; Heteromyidae. Gene Ontology annotation, molecular function: pheromone receptor activity.
AUGAAGAUGCACUAUGAAAUUUCUGCCACAGAAAUCAAAGAGAUGAUUCAGACACAAACAUCAAGAGAACAAUGUCAGAAAGGAGCCCCAACAUUACAGACUGGGUCCUGGAUGAAAACAAGGAGAGCAGAACAACUUGUGUGCAUACCCCGGCUCCGGAAGCCCAUUGCCAUGCACCUGAACCUGGUCAGCGCAUUGAGCAUCAUUUUUGAGUCCAUGCCCUUCAUCGUCUUCUCGUAUGGCGUCCUGUGUUUCUGGGAUGAUGCCAUGUGUAAGGUGGUGCUUUUCCUGUUCAGGGUCACACGGGGACUGUCUGCCUGCACUAUCACCUUCCUGAGUGCUUUCCAGGCCUUCACCAUCACCUGCACCCCUGCCCUUUGGGCUUGGCUAAAAAGCCGAUCCUCCUCCUGCAUCCUCCACUCGCUGCUCUCCUUCUGGAUCUUGAAUUCCUUCAUCUAUUUCCACAUGAUUGAAUCUGUGGAAUCCAAUUACAAUUCAACCGUCAUGAGCCUGGGAUUUUCUCAUCCCUACUAUGCUCCAUUCCUGGUCCUCAUGCUGGCCCCCAGCCUCUACAUGGUGACACUCCUCUACGGACACCGCUGCAGAGCCCGGCACCUCCACAGUCCCAGCCUUGCCUCCCAGCCACUGCCCGAGAAAAUAGCCACUCACACCAUCCUGCCGCUGGUCAGCUGCUUCGUCUUCUUCCAUUGCUCCAACAACAUCAUGAUUGUGUAUUCCUUGUACACGCUGGAGAAAUUGAAUAAAUACAAGGCUGUGCUUGUGAUGUUGUCCUUCAGCUACCCCACUCUCUUCCCGUUCUUGCUCAUGAAGAAUAACAGAAUGGUUUCAGGAUGGUUCAUUCACUCAUGUUAUACCAAGAAUGAUCCAUUUUGA